AUGGGUGGCGGCGUGCGGCGCCACUGGCUCGUCAGCGACGCUGCUCGUGCCGGCGGAAAAGUCUUGGGCACGAUCACGGCGCCGCCGGCGAGCGCAUGGAGCGAGAAGAAGAACUAUUGGCUGCUGUUCUACCAGGUCGACGGGCUCACGGUAACCGGCAACAGCACCGGCUUGCUCGACGGCAGCGGCGUGACGUGGUGGACUGAUAAAUGCAAACACAGUGAUGAUGAUUGUGUAACUAAGGCACCGACGGCCUUGUUGGUCAUGAACUGCACCGGCGUGGAGCUGAGCCAAUUCAGCAGCAAGGACAGCCCGCAGAUGCACAUCGGCCUCAGCAUGAGCGGCAAGGUCAACGUGACGCAGCUCACCAUCACCGCGCCGGAGGACAGCCCCAACACCGACGGCAUCCACGUCGACCGGAGCGAAGACGUCCACAUCACCGGUUCCACCAUCGGCACGGGCGACGACUGCAUCUCCAUCGGCCCUGGUAGCCGCUUCAUCACCGUCGACGGAAUCGUCUGCGGCCCCGGCCAUGGUGUAAGUGUGGGGAGCCUGGGCAGGGAUGGAGCAAACGAAUCCGUGGAGUACAUCGACGUGAGAAACGUCCAGUUCAUCAACACGACGAAUGGAGCAAGGAUCAAGACGUGGAGGGGUGGGAGAGGUUACGCGAAAUCCAUCUCCUUCACCAACAUAAACUUCACCAACGUGGAUCAUCCUGUGAUCAUCAACCAGUUCUACGAAGAUCGCCAAGACGUCUCAAAUACGGGGGCGGUGGCGCUGAGCAACAUAACCUACACGAACCUCAACGGGACGUCGACGCGAAAGACGGCCGUCGACUUCGACUGCAGCAAGAACGGCAGCUGCAUGGACAUCCACGUCAACAGCGUGGCGAUCACGGCGGCGGACGGCGGAGCAACCGUGGCCCGCUGCCAGAACGCGGACGUGGACACCUCCGGGUUCGUCUACCCGAAGAUCCCUUGCGUAGCUAACGCUGCAUCGCCCAGCCCAGGGCUUAGCACCUAGCAAUGCUGUUGGGCGUUUGUACAUGGAUGUGAACGCACGGUGUACCUAGCUAUGCUGCAAGCCUUUUCUUCCUUUUUUGGGCUUACUGUGAAAGCUUUACUGCAACGUGUAGCGCCAUGUAUAUUGCCCAGUUACUUUUUUUUUCUUAGGGAGCAGGAUUUUGUUGAGCACGAGAGGUCUACCCCGAUAGAAAAUGGAAUAAUGCUGGUUUUUCAU
Messenger RNA from Triticum dicoccoides, 1239 nucleotides. RefSeq names its product polygalacturonase ADPG1-like. The transcript has 7 exons. The record is from RefSeq and is a predicted model, not a curated record. Lineage: Eukaryota; Viridiplantae; Streptophyta; Magnoliopsida; Poales; Poaceae. Gene Ontology annotation, biological process: carbohydrate metabolic process. Bases 1 to 1023 code for a protein of 340 amino acids. Gene Ontology annotation, molecular function: polygalacturonase activity.